This is a messenger RNA of Hypanus sabinus (Atlantic stingray), 2176 nucleotides long. RefSeq names its product mucin-3B-like. Lineage: Eukaryota; Metazoa; Chordata; Chondrichthyes; Myliobatiformes; Dasyatidae. The transcript has 3 exons. The record is from RefSeq and is a predicted model, not a curated record. The coding region runs from base 677 to 2176 and encodes 499 amino acids.
AAAUCUGAACUCGAUCGUUAUUGCAAGACACGGCCUGAACAGGACAUCUGGCAGGCUUUGUUGGGUCGAAUGGCCUGCUGUUGCCAAAAAGACAUUCGAAUGUUCAAAUUCAGCAACCAAACACAGAAGAACGAGACAAAUUCAGCACCACUUCGACACUCUCAAAAUCUUGAAACCAUCAGAAAGAGGUAUCGACACUCUUUCCCUUGUUGAUCAGCCAGCUGAAGAGGUGGUUAUCCGGGGGCAGGCACAGUUUUCCAACCAAGCAUCAACCCUACAGUUUUCGAUUAUCUCCCCCACCUCAGUCUCAAGCAAUCUCUCUCUCACGCACACCCAGACACACACACACACACACACACACCCAGACACACUCACUCUCUGUGUGUGUCUCUCUCACACACACACACACACACACACACACACCCAGACACACUCACUCUCUGUGUGUGUCUCUCUCACACACACACACACACACACACACACACACUUACUCUCUGUGUAUGUGUCUGUUUCACACACACACACAGACCCAGACACACUCACUCUCUCUCUCUCUCUCACGCACACCCAGACACACACACACACACACACACACACACACACCCAGACACACUCACUCUCUGUGUGUGUCUCUCUCACACACACACACACACACACACACACUUACUCUCUGUGUAUGUGUCUGUUUCACACACACACAGACCCAGACACACUCACUCUCUGUGUGUGUCUCUCUCACACACACACACCCAGACACACACACACCCAGACACACUUACUCUCUGUGUAUGUGUCUGUUUCACACACACACACACCCAGACACACUUACUCUCUGUGUAUGUGUCUGUUUCACACACACACAGACCCAGACACACUCACUCUCUCUCUCUCUCUCACACACACACAUGCACAGACCCAAACACACACACUCUCUCUCUCUCACACACACACACAGACCCAGACACACUCUCUCUCUCUCUAUCACACACACACAUGCACAGACCCAAACACACUCUCUCUCUCUCUCACACACACACACACACACACACAGAGACCCAGACACACUCACUCUCUCUCUCUCACACACACACAUGCACAGACCCAAACACACUCUCUCUCUCUUUCUCUCUCUCUGUCUCUCUCUCACACACACACACACAGAGACCCAGACACACUCACUCUCUCUCUCUCACACACACACAUGCACAGACCCAAACACACUCUCUCUCUCUUUCUCUCUCUCUGUCUCUCUCUCACACACACACACACACACAGACCCAGACACACUCACUCUCUCUCUCACACACACACACGCACAGACCCAAACACACUCUCUCUCUCUCUCUCACACACACAUACAGACCCAAACACACUCUCUCUCUCUCACACACACACAGACACAAACACACUCACUCUCUCUCACACACACACACACACGCACAGACCCAAACACACUCACUCUCUCUCUGUGUCUCUCUCUCUCUCACACACACACACAGACCCAAACACACUCACUCUCUGCAUGUGUGUCUCUCCCUCUCUCUCUCUCUCUCAUACACACAUAUACACACAUACACACACUCCACUAUCCAAUUUCCGAAUGGACAAUGAACACAUGAACACUGCUGCAUUAUGUAUAAACUCUCUUUGCACUGACUAUAUAAUUUAUAUAUAUAUAUUCCUUAUUGUAAUUUUAUAUUUUGGACUAAACUGCUGUCACAUGCUUUUGCAAACACAUCUAACUCUGACCCUAUCUUUGGGCAGAGAUAUUGAUCACACCACCAGGUUCAGGAACAGUUAUUACCCCUCAACCAUCAGGAAGGAGGUACAGGAGCCUCAGGACCCACACCACCAGGUUCAGGAACAGUUAUUCCCCCUCAACCAACCGGAAGGAGGUACAGGAGCCUCAGGACCCACACCACCAGGUUCAGGAACAGUUAUUACCCCUCAACCAUCAGGAAGGAGCCUCAGGACCCACACCACCAGGUUCAGGAACAAUACAUUAAGGUGUAAGAGAGAGAUGAAAGUGGGUGUCGAACCGCUGGAAAGUGAUGCUGGAGCGCUAAUAAUGGGGGAGGACAAAAUGGCCAAUGGACUGAAUAAGUAUCUGGCAUCAGUCUUCACUGUGGAAGCCGCUAGCAUUGUGGUGCAAGUUCACACACGUCAGGGGGCAUGA